This is a messenger RNA of Poecilia reticulata (guppy), 1431 nucleotides long. Lineage: Eukaryota; Metazoa; Chordata; Actinopteri; Cyprinodontiformes; Poeciliidae. The record is from RefSeq and is a predicted model, not a curated record.
UAGUUUUCAGUUGGUACCCCAGUCCUGCACUCUGAAGUAAAUAAAAUUCGGCUUUCUGAUUUAAUUUCCCUUCAGUAAUAACUUACUUGAGUCAGAAAAAAGUCCUCAGAAGAUCACUUCAACCCCCCCCCCCCUCACGAGAAAAACCAGAGCUCAUAAAUCCUUCAGUUUUUGUUCAACCGUUAUUUUUCUGGUCAGUUUGUUGUAAAGGAUACUUUUGCUUCGUUAAACAGGAAGGUUCAGCGUCAAGACUUCCUAAAGUAGAAGUCGGCCGCCACAAAACAAAGAGAGGCUACUCCAGGUUGUGUGGCAUGAAAACUAUGCAUGAAGCAGGCUGCCGUUCCCUCGGAGUCUCCACUGAGCUGAAAGGCACACGCUACCUGGCUAAAACGAGAUAACGGCGAACCCUGYUUCACCUGCAUCAUGUCCUCCAACGCUGAGCCAGAUCCCAAAAUGCUCUUGAAUCCUCCUCCUCCGGAGGUGACCGAUCCCAACAAGCCUGGCCGACGGACCAACCAGCUGCAGUACAUGGAGAAAGUGGUGGUGAAAGCUCUGUGGCGGCACCAGUUCGCUUGGCCGUUCUACCAGCCUGUUGAUGCAGUCAGUCUCGGUCUACCAGACUAUCACAAGAUCAUAACGUCUCCCAUGGACUUGGGUACCAUCAAGAAACGCCUGGAGAACAACUACUAUUGGAGUUCAAGCGAAUGCCUGCAGGACUUCAACACCAUGUUUACCAAUUGUUACAUAUAUAACAAGGUUAGGAGCUUCUUGCUGAAGACGGUUGACGGACAACAUGCAGCCGUUUCUCAAACCCCAAAACCGCGGAAGGAGAAUGACCAGAAACAACAUGGCGGGGACGUACCUAAAAGUGCUUCAAACCCUACAGUUAGGAAUCCAUUGAAAGAAAACAAAGAUUGGGAUUUGAGAGAGAAAGCUUUGCCGGCUAUACACGAGGAAAGAUGGGAUUCGGACAAUAAGGCCUUGCCGAUGACGUAUGAGGAAAAACAUCAGCUGAGCCUCGACAUCAACCGCCUGCCUGGCUUGAAGCUGGCCCAUGUGGUCGAAAUCCUCCAAGCGUCGGAGCCCACCAUGUGCACCACCAACCUGGACGAGAUUGAGAUCGACUUUGAGUUACUGAAGCCGUCCACUCUGCGGGAGCUCCAGCGAUACGUCAGAUCCUGCCUGUUCAAGAAAUUCAAAAAAUAUCAAAAGAAGACCAGCAAAAGUGCCUCUCAGUCCGUCAGCACAAGCAGCAGUUUGUCAGAUUCUGCYUCCACCACCUCCAGUUCAGAAGACACUGACUCAUAAUCUUUGUUCUCUAUUUAUAUCUCGCUCUGAGGACCAAAAGUUGUUACAUGUUAAACAGGGUUCUUUUUUAUCUGUUUCUGUAUAUAUUUUAAUUGUUGAAAAUAAACCUUUCUACCUUUUUUA